Cantharellus anzutake is the source of this 2578-nucleotide messenger RNA. RefSeq names its product Piwi domain-containing protein. The transcript is spliced from 20 exons. Lineage: Eukaryota; Fungi; Basidiomycota; Agaricomycetes; Cantharellales; Hydnaceae. The record is from RefSeq and is a predicted model, not a curated record. Gene Ontology annotation, molecular function: RNA binding; protein binding. The coding region runs from base 343 to 2484 and encodes 713 amino acids.
GCCAGACCUUUUCAACCCUCGCGGUGCUUACGAUGGUCGUCGAAACUUGUUUUUGUAUGAUCCCAAAAUUGGGACUGGGCGAACAUUCGAAUUCGCUAUGACCAGUGAAACCAAUCGGAUGUACAAAGUGACCCUAAAGAGAGCAGGACUCAUCGAUACUUCCGUUCUCAAAGAUCUAAUUCUGGGGGUUGUUGGACCCCAGUCUGAAAUUGCGGUGACUGCGAUCAACACACUUGUCCGAAUGAUCCCAAGCCAAAAGGAUGUUUUAGCAACUCGAAGAUCUUUUUUCAGAAUCAACGAAAAGAAUCGACCCCUUGGAGGGGGAUUGGAACUCUUGCAAGGAUGGUACCAGUACGCCGAACUCCAAUUCAGAUUAUGCAGAAAAUCCUUGACUAUCAUGCUGUGAUGAACAGGAGUGUUCGCCCGGCAAUCGGGAAGAUGGUCAUCAAUAUCGACACCGCCAACGCUGUUGCGAUUAAAUCAGGCUCUUUGGUCGACGUUUGUGUCGAUGCUUUAAUCGACGGCCGCGGACCGAACCUCAACAUCCGAUCAAUCCUCGAACCGAGGCAGAUUUCUGACGUCAAACUAAAGAAGUUAAACAGGUUACUCAAGGGCAAACGUCUAGUUAUGAACCGAAACCAUCCCAAGCACGGCCAGCUCACUGCGGGCGGGAUGAGGAAGGAAAGCGUUAUCGAGAGAAUCGAGCCAACUAGCGCAGAUAAUUAUUUCUUCCGGAACGAGCUUGGAGAAGAACUCUCCGUUAGGCAAUAUUUCCAAGCGUUAGGAAAAGCACUUCAUUAUCCAAGCAUCGUUUGUGCGAGAUUAAAAUCUCAGCACGGAGAUGUCAUUGUGCCUCUCGAGUUGUUUGAUAUUCUACCUGGCCAGAUAUACAGGUCGAAGUUGUCUGCCGAGGCAGCCGCCAAUAUGAUUAAGCUCACUAAGCUAUUACCAUCCCACCGGGAGCAGUCUAUCCUCGAAGGACACAAGUUCAUGGGAUACGAUCAGGAUUACGUAGCGAGGACUGGGAUGACAGUGGAAUCCCAAUUGCAGGAAAUUCGGGGGAGACUGCUUGAACCACCAAUAAUUUGUUUGGGAGGGGAUAAUGUGGUGCCUUCAGGAGGCUCGUGGAACAUGUUGAACAAGCGGCUCUACCGACCUAGCAGAAUUAAAGCAUGGGGAAUCGUCGAUUUCGAAAACAUCCCGUGGGAUGCGAAUCGUUUCCAUCAUCUCCAGAGAUCAUUUCUAGGGCCUCUUCGUGAUGUGCUUCAGAGCGUGGGUUUAGGGAUAGAUACCUUUCCCACCUACACGGACCAGAUAAGCAUCCAGGGAAACAUCGCCGAACAUCUGGAUGCAUUCCAUGCCCAUGUGGUGAAUGAGGCCGCAAAACAAUACCAAAACACUAUCGAGAGAGAGGAAACGCUCGUGAUUGCCCUGCUGAGGAUGCCUUGUAACGAAGUACGAGAUCAGUUUAAGCGAUGGGGCGACAUAACCCGCGGUGUUCCAACUCAGAUCGUUGUUAUCAGCAAGGUUCUCAGAUUGGGUCCCGGAAAUGUUCAGGGUCUCAACCAGUACUGCAAUAAUCUUGCCUUGAAGAUUAAUGCAAAAAUGGGUGGAAUAAACUGCCACGUCAAUAAUGAAUGGUUUCAUCAGUAUCCGACGAUGAUUAUCGGUGCGGAUGUCUCACACGCCGCGCCUGGAUCCAGGUGGCCGUCUGUUUGUUCGAUGGUUUUCAGCCACAAUUUUAAAUCUUGUUCCGACUACUUCGCUCUCAACGAGCUUCAAGAACCUCGUCGGGAAAUAAUUGAAGGUUUUGGCCGUCACUUUCAGUACGCCCUUCAGCGUUUCCACCAGUCCACAAGGUCAACUAUUGAUAAACCGCAUCCGGAAAUUAAUUACCUCCCUCGGCGAGUGAUUAUCUACAGAGACGGAGUUUCUGAAGGAGAAUACCAGGCAGUGUUAAAUCACGAGUUAGGGGCUGUGAAAACGGUAUUGGCUGAGCUUGGCUCGAACACCAAAGUCACCUUUAUUGUCGUCAGCAAGAGGCAUCAUGUGCGCUUCUUCCCCGCGAGGAGCGACUACGGUGAUAAAACCGGAAAUUGCAAAGCGGGCCUUGUUGUGGAUAAUGGGAUCGUUCAUCCGGUUUACGAGGAUUUCUAUAUCCAAAGCCACAAAGGCUUGGCUGGCACCUCUCGGUCCAGCCGCUAUGUUGUCCUUCACGAUGACAACGAUAUGACGAAAGACGAGUUGCAACGGCUCUCAUUCGAUCUGUGUCACGUCUACGCACGAUCUACGUUGUCCGUCUCCAUUCCGGCACCCGUUUAUUAUGCCGAUAUUGUUUGCUCUCGAUCAAGGUAUCACUUUGAUCCAAACUUCCUUGACACUCAAAGCGUGGUCUCUGACGAUGCGCCAAUAAACCUUGAGGAAUGGAAGCAACAUUUCAGCCGUGUCGCCAAACCGCUCCUUAAGCGGAUGUAUUUCAUGUAAUGCUUCCAAUUAUCUUUGUUCAUCGAUAACGUGGUGUAUAUUGUAAACGUGUGCUUGUCAAUACGUACAAUUUACCUUGACGGCGCCACUUGUA